GUUGCACCCCCCCCCACCCCACCCCGAGCGGAGGCGUCCGCCGGGGGUACGGGAAAGGAGCCAAGAUGCCGAUCAAUAAAUCGGAGAAGCCCGAGAGCUGUGAUAAUGUGAAGGUGGUUGUUAGGUGCCGGCCCCUCAAUGAACGAGAGAAGGCAAUGUACUACAGACAGGCCGUCAGCGUGGACGAGAUGAGGGGAACAAUUACUGUUCAUAAGACUGAUUCUUCCAAUGAGCCUCCAAAGACAUUUACUUUUGAUACUGUUUUCGGACCAGACAGUAAACAAUUGGACGUUUACAACUUAACUGCAAGACCCAUUAUUGAUUCUGUUCUUGAAGGUUACAAUGGGACUAUUUUUGCAUAUGGACAAACUGGGACAGGCAAAACUUUUACUAUGGAAGGCGUUCGAGCUGUUCCUGAACUUAGAGGAAUUAUUCCCAAUUCAUUUGCUCACAUAUUUGGUCAUAUUGCCAAAGCAGAAGGAGAUACCAGAUUCUUGGUUCGAGUGUCAUAUUUGGAAAUCUAUAAUGAAGAAGUUCGUGACCUUUUGGGCAAGGAUCAGACACAGAGAUUAGAGGUUAAAGAAAGGCCUGAUGUGGGAGUUUAUAUCAAAGAUUUAUCAGCUUAUGUGGUAAAUAAUGCUGAUGAUAUGGAUAGAAUUAUGACAUUAGGCCACAAAAACCGUUCGGUUGGUGCAACUAAUAUGAAUGAACACAGUUCUCGCUCCCAUGCCAUCUUUACAAUUACCAUCGAAUGCAGUGAGAAGGGUGCCGAUGGGAACAUGCACGUCAGGAUGGGCAAGCUCCAUCUUGUAGACCUUGCUGGUUCAGAAAGACAAGCAAAAACUGGAGCUACAGGACAGCGCUUAAAGGAAGCUACAAAAAUCAAUCUUUCUCUUUCCACGCUGGGUAAUGUGAUUUCUGCUUUGGUAGAUGGCAAAAGCACUCAUGUGCCUUAUCGUAAUUCUAAAUUGACUCGUCUUCUUCAGGAUUCCUUAGGCGGAAACUCAAAAACCAUGAUGUGUGCAAAUAUUGGGCCAGCAGAUUACAAUUAUGAUGAAACUAUCAGUACUUUACGGUAUGCCAACCGUGCUAAGAAUAUUAAAAACAAAGCUAGAAUUAAUGAAGAUCCAAAGGAUGCUCUGCUUCGUCAGUUUCAGAAAGAAAUAGAGGAAUUGAAGAAAAAGCUUGAAGAAGGGGAAGAAAUAUCAGGCUCUGAUAUCAGUGGGUCAGAAGAAGAUGAAGAUGAAGAAGGUGAACUUGGAGAAGAUGGAGAGAAAAGGAAAAAGAGAAGGGGUAAAAAGAAAGUUUCCCCAGAUAAGAUGGUUGAGAUGCAAGCAAAAAUUGACGAAGAGAGAAAAGCACUUGAAACAAAACUUGACAUGGAAGAAGAAGAAAGAAACAAGGCUAGAGCUGAAUUAGAGAAACGGGAAAAAGAUCUUCUUAAAGCUCAACAAGAACAUCAGUCUUUGCUGGAAAAAUUAUCUGCCUUGGAGAAGAAGGUAAUUGUUGGUGGUGUUGAUUUGUUGGCCAAAGCUGAGGAGCAAGAGAAACUUCUUGAAGAAUCUAAUAUGGAGUUAGAAGAGAGGAGGAAAAGAGCAGAGCAGCUUCGCAGAGAGCUUGAGGAAAAAGAGCAAGAACGUUUGGAUAUUGAAGAAAAAUAUACCAGUUUACAAGAAGAAGCACAGGGAAAGACCAAGAAAUUAAAGAAAGUGUGGACUAUGCUGAUGGCUGCAAAAUCAGAGAUGGCUGAUCUCCAACAAGAACAUCAGAGGGAAAUUGAAGGCCUACUUGAGAACAUUCGGCAACUUAGCCGGGAGCUUCGGCUUCAGAUGCUAAUUAUUGAUAACUUUAUACCUCAGGAUUACCAGGAAAUGAUUGAAAACUAUGUGCAUUGGAAUGAAGACAUAGGGGAAUGGCAGCUAAAAUGUGUCGCCUACACAGGAAAUAACAUGAGGAAGCAAACUCCAGUACCUGAUAAAAAGGAGAAAGAUCCCUUUGAAGUAGACCUUUCCCAUGUGUAUCUUGCCUAUACCGAGGAGAGUCUCCGUCAGUCUUUGAUGAAAUUAGAAAGGCCACGGACUUCAAAGGGGAAAACGAGGCCAAAGACAGGGAGAAGAAAGCGUUCUGCAAAACCUGAGGCCGUAAUCGAUUCUUUACUUAAGUAAAUGUUACAGACUUAAAAGUCACAAUAAAAAUUAGUGAUAUUCUCAUGCCUGGACAAACUCUUUAAUUAAAACCGUGAAGACUUCUGUGUGAUUUCAAAUAGUGGAAGCUGUAAAUCAUGGAGUAAGACUGGAAAUAACAAUUUGCCUAAUACCUUGUAGACCAUAUAUUCUAAUAUCAGAUAUUAAAGUUGUACAACUGGUGAGUGUUUAAUCUGUUAUACUCCUCUUCAACUAGACUAAGCCAGCAAGUUAGGUGAGCAGUUCUCAUGGAGAGUUUCAGUGGCUGUGUAAAUCUGUUAGCUAUUUACUCAACUACUGUAUAUUUAGAAAACAAAUUUCAAAAUAGAAAAAAAAAACAAAAGUGUGUCCUGUUUUGCACAUAGAAAAUAGCAGAUACAAUUUUCCUGGGUUGCACUGUUCUAUGUGAAUAUUUGAGCUACAUACACAUCUAAAAAAUAGCUCUGUCCAAACGUUGAUCCGAUUGGCCUGUUAAAGUACUCUACAAUUCUAUAAUAACAUUCUGUAUUGUAAGGCUGAAAUGGCUGAUUUUUUGAACUCCCAUAGAACAUUUUAUAAUUCAAAAAGUCAGUCUUGUAAAAACCAAAGUUGAAGGCUGAAAAUAUGGCUCAAGUUGUAGAGUGCGAAAAUUGGCUCAAGUUGUAAAGUGUUUUCCUACAACCCUAGAUCCCACCUCUUCAAAAUAAGAACCAACAGAAGUUGAGAAUGUGCAUAGUCAAACAGAAAGACAGCUUUUUAAUCUUUUGCCUUUAAAACAUUUUUUUU
This is a messenger RNA of Dipodomys ordii (Ord's kangaroo rat), 2948 nucleotides long. It is a transcript of the gene Kif3a, whose product is annotated as kinesin family member 3A. Lineage: Eukaryota; Metazoa; Chordata; Mammalia; Rodentia; Heteromyidae. Gene Ontology annotation, molecular function: microtubule binding; microtubule motor activity; ATP binding. Bases 66 to 2165 code for a protein of 699 amino acids. The record is from RefSeq and is a predicted model, not a curated record. The transcript is spliced from 17 exons. Gene Ontology annotation, biological process: microtubule-based movement.